CUCUUUCCCCGCACGCAACUGUUUCUGUGUGCCUAUCCUUUCUCUCUGGUGGCGACAUUUGCUUUGCUGGUCGGGGAGCGGAGAUGUACGGGCUGUUGCACCAGUCCUUGACGGCAUGGGUGCGAACAUUGGAGGAUGGCGAGGCGCUGCUGCAACAAGUCGAAAGCCGGUUUCGAAACAACCUUGAAGACACCGACGGCAGCUUUGCAUGUGAUGAGUUUCAUCGUCGCUACACCGACGCUCAAUCCAACAACCUCAUCCGCAUUUGCUCAGAGGUGACGGGCGUGUCGGAGGACGAGUGCAAGCUUCGCGCGGGCCGCUUUGUGAUCCAGACGCUCAUCAAGCGUGGAUACAAGGACAUGCUUGACACACUGGGCUCAGACCUGUUCACCCUUCUCUCAAACAUCGACAGCGUGCACUCCCACUGUGCGUCCACCUUUCCGUCUGCAGCCCUGCCUUCCCUCUGCCCGACAUUCAACGAUGACGGGUCCAUCAGCGUCGCAUACUCAUCCCAGCGGGAAGGGUAUGCGCCCUUCAUGCUCGGCGCACUCCAGGCGGUGGCCACUGACCUCUUCCAUCUCAAUGUUGGCAUCACGCAUCGCACCAACGCGGCCCAAUCCGACGCCGCUCGCCACGUCUUUGUCAUCUUCAAGAACGGUGCGAGUGAGCAGUGCCUUGGACCACAGCCAUCACCGUCACCGGCACACGAUCCCCACCGCUGUACGGCCUCGCUUCCCCCUGCCCUGAUGGAUGAGCUGUUUCCGUGGCACUUUGCCUUUGACCGCGGCCUGCGCGUCACGUCUGUCGGCCGCCACCUCGCUGCCCGGUUCGACGGCCACGCUGUCAUUGGCGCGCGCGUUGACCGAAUCUUCGCCAUUACCGAGCCAACCUCCACGACCGGCAGCAGCUACAGCAGCAGCAGCAGUAGCAACAGCAGUAGCAGCAGCAGUGUGCUGAGCAUCGACGCAACGGUGCCCUGGGACGUGAGCAAGCUUCUGUCGCACCCUUCCAACGCGUCAUUCAUUCUCACGCAGAUUGCUGCUCGAGAUAACACGACCCAGCACCACAGCACCACCACCAGCAACAACGAUGAUGGUGGGGAUGGUGGCUGUUUGAGCAGCGUGGCAGGUGGAGAUGGCGGGUGCAUCUGGGUGGUUGAUGAUGCGCUCGUAUCGACAGCACCGACAGCUUGUGAGGGCACGCUCGCCAACGCCGGCCAUCGCGGCGACGGUGACGGCCAUGGUGACGCUGUUGCUGAUUGUGAUACUGGUGGCGGCAAUGCCGGGGAUGGCGAGGCAAGCACUGGGCGACAUGCCAGCGUAAGGGAGACGCAGCCACAACACGCGAACACCACCGUCGCACCAGCCGCACUUCCACCUGCAUGCGCCACCACCUCCUCCUCCUGCUCAUCUACCUCGCUGUCGACGCCUUCGUUGGCGCCAUAUGUGCGUCUGCGCGGUCACUUUGUGCACGACAGCAGCAGCGAUACCGUAUUGUUUGUUGGCGUGCCGCACGUCACCACACCGCACGACAUGCGCACACAGGACGUGGAGUUGCACCACUUCCCCGCGCACAGCAACGGGCGCGACGUGGUGUUUGGGCACGUGCAUCAGCGUGUUGCGGCGACGGCGUCCCACGCCAUUGAGGUGAAGAUGGCGCAGCUGGACUGCUCCCUCGAUCACAUCAACACACGAACGGCGCAGGUGGACGCCCUCAUCAACAGCAUCCUCCCACCGAGCGUUGCGCACGAGCUCUCCAGUGGCCGUAUUCCGCCCGCCAAACGUUUCGAACACGUGACGGUUCUGUUCAGCGACAUUGCGGGAUUCACUGCCAUCUCCUCUGGCAUCCCUUCCAUCGAGGUCAUGCACAUGCUGCAUGAGCUGUUUGUCAAGUUUGAUGAUCUGGCGGACAAGCACGGCUGCUACAAGGUGGAGACGAUUGGCGACGCGUACAUGGUCGCUGCCGGCUGCCCGGAGGAGUGCGAGGACCAUGCCCUGCGCAUUGCGCGCCUUGCCAUCGACAUGGUGCACGCCGCCAACAGCGUCAUCUCUCCGCUGGACGGGGAGCCGCUCUCUAUCCGCGUUGGCAUUCACACGGGCCCGCUGAUGGCCGGCGUCGUUGGGCGUGCACGUCCACGCUACUGCUUCUUUGGAAACACCGUGAACGUUGCGUCGCGCAUGGAGAGCACCGGGCUCCCCGGAUGUGUCCAGUGCACGUACCGGUUUGUGCGGGCGCUGCCGGUGAACCACGGCCUGCGCAUCAUCUCGCGCGGCGCUGUGGAGGUCAAGGGAAAGGGCAGCAUGCGAACGUUCCUGCUCGUUGGCACGGACACGACAUUUGCAAGCCCGCUGCUACCACGCGACGCAGAGGCACUGGCAGCCAUCCCAGACGCACCGGCCCUGUCGACGCUGGCCACCCUCGCCCGCCGCGUGCGCCCGCUCACCGUUCGCAAACUGAACACCACGGCCCUGUGGGGCAGAGCUGGCGCCACUGCUGCUGGUGCCCUGGAUGCCGGCCGUCAUGGUGGUGGUGGUGGUGGCCGUGGUGAACACCAUGGUGGUGAUGAUGACAGAAUUCGUGGUGAUCACCACGGCUGUUGCGCUCCCGUGUUGCCGCCACCGACGUCAGUGAAGGUGGACUCGGCGACGACACCAAGUGCAGCCCGCCACGCCAACCCACAGCAUCUGUCCCCUGCGCCAAGUGCUUGCAUCAGCUACAAAGCCGAUGCACUGGCGCACGGCAGCAAUCGUGGUGGUGGUGGUGGUGGUGGUGGUGGUGACCAGUUCGCUGCUUUAGCGUCCACUGAACAUUCGCGCCACAUUCACGACGGCAGCGUCAGCAGUGGCCGUGACACCACUGUUGCCAUACAUGCGUUUGUGCGCGGUGGGAACACGCAACCCGUGUACAACCCCAACGCAGCAUCGACCGCCAUCCCAAGCAGCACUAAACACCAGCAUGAGCAGUAUCACGACCAGCAGCACGACCAGCAGCGGUGGCAGUGGCAGCAGGCGAGCCGAAACGAACACCACCCACAGCGCUAUGGGCCUGCCACUGCUGUUGCGCCGGGUGCGUGUGUCGAUGGUGAUGUGCAUGAGAUGGCAGACGUUGGCCGCCUGCGCCAACACGUGCUCACACGCGUGCGUCGCCCCAAGUCCCCGUCAGCGCCACCACGAAUGGCAGCAGCGUAUAUGAAGGACCGGCACACCGCAGACACUACAGCAUCGUCCGUGUCAUCGUCGAGCGCGGGGAAUUUGGGCGCUGUGAAGGUGAAACAGCGGCUACAGGCGGCGCUGUCUCCCUCGCCACCCUCCACCGCUUCAUCGAGCGUCUUAGGGUGGCAAGCACACGCACGCGUGAAGCAGCAGUGAUUCUCUGUGUGGUUUUGUUGCGUUUGUGUGUAUGUUUUGUGUGUGUGUGUGUGUGUAUGU
Salpingoeca rosetta is the source of this 3428-nucleotide messenger RNA. Its product is annotated as guanylate cyclase. The transcript has 7 exons. The coding region runs from base 84 to 3368 and encodes 1094 amino acids. Gene Ontology annotation, cellular component: guanylate cyclase complex, soluble. The record is from RefSeq and is a predicted model, not a curated record. NCBI's taxonomy places the organism in Eukaryota, Choanoflagellata, Craspedida, Salpingoecidae. Gene Ontology annotation, molecular function: guanylate cyclase activity; heme binding. Gene Ontology annotation, biological process: cGMP biosynthetic process; response to oxygen levels.